AUGGGCCGUUCGGCCUCCAAGCAGCAGCAGGCGACCACCAGUUCGCCCAACAACCCCUGGGAGGUGGAAAUAGCCCGCAAGAAACGUCGCGAGCAAACGGCGAAGGAACGUACCGCCGAAGCGGAAGCCGAACGAAAGCGGUCGGAAAAGCAGCGCAAACGGGCCGAAAAGGAAGCGAAACGGGCCGCCCAGAAGCGGAACCGGAAAAAACGGAAAUCACAACUCGAGCAACUGCAGGACACCGAACCGCCGCCGAUAGUGCGCAAAUCGAAGGCCAAACUGGAGGAGAGCGAUUACGACUCGGAAGCGAUCCGCCGGAUGCAGGACCAGCUGGCGUUCAACAGUGACGUGUUCGUGCUGAACCAGCUGCUGCUGGGCGUGCAGUUCUACGGGAACUAUGAAAGGGAAAUGUGGGGUGCAAUCGAGCGGAACCGCCAGGAGGAGAACAGUCAAAAUGGCAGGAUUUCACGUCAUUGCAAAACGGUUAUUCUACCCGAUCGGCUGCAAAGUGCUGUCGAUCAGAGGGUCAAAUUUCUACCUAAGCACGGACCUCGGAAAAACGAAUUGCAACCUUUGCACACGCAAACUUGCUACGUCAUACACGACAACAUCGAGAUCUCGAAUCCCGGCGAGACUUCCGUCUACAGCAUCCUAACGGAUGCUCCAAUCUAUAAGCUGGAGAUCGAGGAUAAUCUGGAAGGAAAACUAACGACCACGGGAAGGCGACGUCGUGCACACUGCCAUCACGGAUACGUCAAGCUGAAGAGUACGGAGUUCAUCAAACCGAGCAACCUGUCGCCGCUGGAUGCAAUAGCCAGCGGUUCCAAUACCUACGGUGAGUCCAGCGGUUUGUCUAGGAAGGCCACGAAACAAAACGGAAAAACCAGCAGCGCUAGCGAAAGUGACACUAUGGAUGAGGAGGACGAAGUUGAUGAAGAGGAAGACGAUGUACCGAUCGUUAACUUUGGAAAGCUGAAGUUUCGUGAUAGCAUAGCCAUCAACAAGCUACCCAAAACACCCAACGGAAGCAUCUACGGAAUGUCUCGUUUGAUGGUUCCUUCAACUUCGACCAGUUCGACGUCUCCGCCCAGCAGUGAGUACGAUUACGCGUAUAUCACCGCGAUCAACACCCACCAACCGUUGAGUAUCAUGAAGGGAUUAAGCGACGAUCAUCCGCUGAGCACAACAACGCUUCCCGACUACUGCGUGACGACGAUCAGCUGUCCAACCGAGCUGAGCCGCGGUUACUAUUCGGAUGACGAAUCGGACGCUGACAAGCUACUCUAUCUAGCUAAGGGUUCUCUCCGACCAAAGAGCAAUCCGGUGGAGUACAUCACCGAGCAGCGGCAGUAUCUAAACUCCAAAGGAUUCUUGGCCUAUUUCAUAAACCUGUUCCAGGACACUUUGGCGCACGAUUUGGGCAUCCCGAAGGAGGAUCUGGACAAAGCAACCUGGAAGGGGGCCGUCAUUUACAGUGGCAAUUGGGAAAUCGUUCCAGCGAUUGUCUGCCCGUGGCCACGCGAGGCAGUCGAAUGGGUCGAACGAAAGCGUGACAUCAAGAUCAACCCGCUGACCAAGCAGAAAUUCCAGUGGCCGACGCCACCCAUGAUCCAGAAGGUGAAAUCCUUCGGGUGUCACGUCAUACCGACCGGGUACGCUCCGAAGCAAGGCAACAACCGCUAUCGACAGCUCGAGUGGAAGAUGGUCUUCCCCGAAGCCGAUCGCUAUCUGGAAAGUUGCUUAACCAACACCCAGGCGAAGGUCUACAUGCUGACAAAACUGCUGUUCAAAACCUUCCUCGAACCGGCGUUCGCCGUCGGCGUGAGCAUGUUCAGUAACGAACACCUUCGGACGCACCUGUUCUGGCAAUGCGAAACAAACUACGCUGCCUGGCCGGAGGACUACCUGGGCGAAGUACUGGUACGAUUCCUGAAUGCCCUACUGGAGCGCAUCAAGACGCACAAACUGCCCGACUACUUCCUUCCGAGCAGGAAUCUGUUCGAAAACAUCCCGGAAAAGGUGCUGGUAGAGCUGCACAAACGGAUCUUCCGCAUCACCGAAAACCCGUUGAUGCAUGUGCUUAUCGCUGUGCGGAACAUGCGCUUUCCCGGUGGAAGCGUUACGUUCUAUCCGAAGAUCCGAAUCAAGCGCUUGUAUUCGGUGCUGAUUAUCGAUAACCCGCUGAAGCUGAUCAAUCCUCACUUCCGCGAUGAGAACGAAAAUUUGGCCGCCGAGGACUCGGAGGAGGAUGAGGAAAAUUCGAAGGAAGUAGCGGUUGGUUCGAUGGCUUACUUCAAUCAACAGGAGGUGGAAUCAAGGAAGCAACGAACGCGCAUAGUGCGCUUCAUGGAGGCGGAAAAGGCCAAACAGGAGCGGCAAGCCAACGAGGAACGUCGCCCGUCGGAGGAUUCGAUUGAUUUGAUGGUUGCUUUUAAAUUUCAGUUCACCCCACUGAAGCAUAUGGAGAAUCUACGGCGCCAGCUGAUCUACAACAUCUUCGUUCAGCAUUUCAUCGAAAUGGCUCAAACUUCCUGCGUGCUUCGAUCGUUGAAUCAAGGUUUGAUUUACCUAAAGCAAGCGGAGCGGCUGUGCAGCCUGCUGAGCGACGAUCACGGCGUCGAGGAGGCCCGCCGGUUUCUGUCGCAGAUCUACAGCAUGCGGGGCCAGAUCGAGCAAACCAUCAGCAAUACGACCUACGGGCCGGCACUGCCCAAGCGAACCAGCAUCGGCGCAGGGCAGCAAAGUCCGCACAAUCGACGCGUUCGGAUGAAAUCACCGAAGCAGAACGGACACCGAGCACGACCUUCGUACACCAACGUUAGCACCCCUACGCCGCUUUCGCCGCCGGAUCACACGGAUCGCCAGCGACCGCCACGGAAGGUUCCCGUUCAGGUCCAUUCGGCGCAUACUUCCGACGAGCCAGACGAUAUCUCCCAACUGCUAGGCAAUGUAACGCCUAGUGCUUAG
Molecule: messenger RNA, 2967 nt
Organism: Sabethes cyaneus
Lineage: Eukaryota; Metazoa; Arthropoda; Insecta; Diptera; Culicidae
Exons: 4
Coding region: 1-2967 (988 amino acids)
Source: RefSeq, a predicted model, not a curated record